CCACCACCAUCAAUUUGUGACAGGCGCCAUGACCGAGGCGCCGCAAGCACCGAAUUAUAUUGACGAAUUUGUCACGCUGGUUGGGGAGAUGAAGCAGAGUGUUGCCUCUGCUCGAGCUCCUCUAAAGCCAUUAUCAGCACAAUUAAAAGAUAAUUCCCUGGACUUCACACCUGGAAUCUCCCUUCUCACCCUCAAGUCACACACAAUGCUGUCCUACAUGCACUCCCUCGUCCUCCUGACCUCUCACAAGCUAUUGGGUCACACUCUCAAAUCCCGCACCUCGCCUCCCGAACUUUUCUCUGACCCGAAACGAUGUGCAAGAGGAACUGGCGCCGGAGAUUUGGUAGAUGACCUGAUUGAGGGCAGGGUCGUGCUGGAGAAGAUCAGGCUGCUAGAGGGCAAGCUCAAAUACCAGAUCGACAAGCUCGUCAAAGCGGCCGAUGCGGAGAAAGCUAGGGCUGCCGGAGACGAUUCGCUAAGCUUCAAACCCAACCUGGCGAGCUUUGAGGCACCGGAUGGCUCAUCUGCCUCAGAGGACGAAGAUCACGACGCUGGUCAACGGAAGGGGAUAUACCAGCCCCCCCGCGUCGCGCCCAUGCCGUACACCGAGGCGCCGUCCAAGCGGAAACGUGAUCGCGCACCCCCUCGACCAUCCGCAUUGUCCAACCUCAUACUAGACGACGGCACCAACCCGUAUAUCGAGUCUGCAUCCGGAUUAGGUUCGGCACCGUCUAUGGCAUCUGCCCGUACUAGGGAGUUAGAACGUAUGGAGCGGUUCGAAGAGGAGAACAUGACGCGGUUGGUUAUGACGAAGAAAGAGUCCAGGCGGCGGGCGCAGGACGAGGCGAACUUGGCACUGGGUGGAGUGGGAGCUGGGAGAAGAGCAGGAGGACUGGAAGAAGAAUUCGCUGAUGUGCUUCGAGGUAUUGGAGAGGUUGGCCGACCAGGGGCGAGGAGUGAUGGGUAUGACGAACUAAGGCAAAGGGGAAGGAAGGAGGACGUGCUGCAAAGGAGUAGAAAGAGGCCUGUCGUGGAGGAUGAUCAUGCUGGUCAGCACUUAGAGGAUGGAAAGCGGAAACGGACCAGGUUCGAAUCCGAGCUGAAAACGCAACGUAAGAAUGCAAAAAGGAGAGCUCAUUGA
This is a messenger RNA of Dacryopinax primogenitus, 1141 nucleotides long. RefSeq lists its product as uncharacterized. Bases 29 to 1141 code for a protein of 370 amino acids. NCBI's taxonomy places the organism in Eukaryota, Fungi, Basidiomycota, Dacrymycetes, Dacrymycetales, Dacrymycetaceae. The record is from RefSeq and is a predicted model, not a curated record. Gene Ontology annotation, cellular component: small-subunit processome; nucleolus. Gene Ontology annotation, biological process: maturation of SSU-rRNA from tricistronic rRNA transcript (SSU-rRNA, 5.8S rRNA, LSU-rRNA). The transcript has 4 exons.